This is a messenger RNA of Frieseomelitta varia, 3826 nucleotides long. It is a transcript of the gene LeuRS, whose product is annotated as leucine--tRNA ligase, cytoplasmic. Bases 194 to 3733 code for a protein of 1179 amino acids. Gene Ontology annotation, molecular function: leucine-tRNA ligase activity; aminoacyl-tRNA deacylase activity; ATP binding. The record is from RefSeq and is a predicted model, not a curated record. Gene Ontology annotation, biological process: leucyl-tRNA aminoacylation. Lineage: Eukaryota; Metazoa; Arthropoda; Insecta; Hymenoptera; Apidae. The transcript is spliced from 16 exons.
GUAUCUCCCGUCGUCAUUUUAAUUGUAAUGUUUAGCACAUAAUGUAUUACACAUCGAGUAAUGAAACGUUUAUCACUGAUGCAUACACUUGUGUGAGUUGCAUCAUUUAUUGAACCUGUUCAGUGUCGGCCAACACGUGAUUAUUGGCAUUUAUUUAAAUUUAACUUUCUUGGAUUUUAUUGAUCUGAACGAAAUGGCAACAGACAGAAAGGGAACAUUUAAAGUUGAAUAUCUUCAGAAAAUUGAGAAAGAUGUGCAAGAAAAGUGGGCUUCUGAGAAAGUAUUUGAAAUAGAUGCACCUUUGCAACCAAAAAAGAAUUCUGAUGAAAAGUUUCUUGCAACAUUUCCUUUUCCUUACAUGAAUGGAAGACUUCAUCUUGGUCAUACAUUUUCACUAUCAAAAUGUGAGUUUGCAAUACGGUACAAUCGUCUCUUAGGGAAGAAAGUUCUUUUUCCAUUUGGCUUUCAUUGUACUGGUAUGCCUAUUAAGGCAUGUGCCGAUAAACUAAAAAGAGAAAUGGAAUUAUAUGGUUAUCCACCACAGUUCCCUAAUGAAAAAAAGAUUGAGGAAGUUGUAGAAGAUAUAGUAAUAAAAGAUAAAAGCAAAGGAACAAAAAGUAAAGCAAUUGCAAAAACUGCCACUGCAAAAUAUCAGUGGCAAAUUAUGCAAACACUUGGUUUGAAAGAUGAGGACAUCAAACAAUUUGCUGAUGCUACAUAUUGGUUGGACUAUUUUCCACCUCUUGCUGUGAAAGAUUUAAAAUCAAUUGGUUUACAUGUGGAUUGGCGUAGAACAUUUAUUACAACUGAUGCAAAUCCAUUUUUCGAUUCAUUUGUACGUUGGCAGUUUCAACAUUUAAAGGCUAGAAACAAAAUAAAAUAUGGAAAAAGAUAUUCAAUCUAUUCACCAAAAGAUGGGCAACCUUGUAUGGAUCAUGAUAGAUCAACUGGAGAAGGUGUAGGACCACAAGAGUAUACAUUAAUUAAAAUGAAAUUACGAAAACCUUAUCCUCCAAAUUUAAAAUCUUUUUUUGAUAAGCCAGUUUAUUUAGUAGCUGCUACUUUAAGACCAGAAACAAUGUAUGGUCAAACAAAUUGUUGGGUUCAUCCUGAUAUAAAUUACAUUGCUUAUACACUGUCAAAUGGAGAUGUUUAUAUUUCAACAGAAAGAGCAGCUAGAAAUAUGGCUUACCAGGAUUUCUUUAAAGAGGAGGGAAAGAUACCAAUUGCAUUAAAACUUACUGGAAAAGAUAUAUUAGGAUUAUCACUGGAAGCGCCUCUUACAUUUAACAAAGUGAUUUAUACAUUGCCAAUGUUAACCAUUAAAGAAAACAAAGGCACUGGAAUUGUUACCUCUGUACCUAGCGACUCCCCUGAUGAUUAUGCAGCUUUAACAGAUCUAAAAAAGAAGCAAGCUCUCAGAGAAAAAUAUGGUAUAACUGAUGAAAUGGUGAUGCCGUAUAAUCCUAUACCUAUUCUUGAAAUACCUGAUUUCGGCAAUUUAUCUGCGGUAUUUCUGUACGAUAUGUUAAAAAUCCAAUCUCAAAAUGAUACAGCGAAACUGCUUGAAGCCAAAGAAAUGGUAUAUCUAAAAGGAUUUUAUGAUGGUGUAUUGCUAGUUGGUCCACAUAAAGGAAAGAAAAUUCAAGAUGUUAAAAAAUUAAUACAGAAACAAUUGAUAAAUGAGGGAAAAGCAGUUAUAUAUUAUGAACCUGAAAAAACUGUAAUCUCAAGAUCAAAUGAUGAAUGUGUAGUAGCUUUAUGCAACCAAUGGUAUCUAGAUUAUGGCGAAGAAACUUGGAAAAAAGAAACAACAGAAGCUUUAAAUAAUUUGAAUACUUUUCAUGAUGAAGUGAGGAAGAAUUUUAUGGCCUGUCUUGAUUGGUUACAUGAGUAUGCAUGUUCAAGAACUUAUGGACUUGGUAGUAAAUUACCAUGGGAUGAAAGUUGGUUGAUAGAAUCACUCUCAGACUCAACAAUAUAUAUGGCUUACUACACUGUAGCGCAUUUGUUACAAGGAGGAACUUUCAAAGGCGAUAAACCAAAUACUUACAACAUAAAGACUCAUGAGAUGACAUCUGAAGUAUGGGAUUAUAUAUUUUUCAAAGAUGCAAAGUUUCCGAAAACUAAUGUAAAUAAAGAGGCAUUAAAUCAUAUGCGACGUGAAUUUAAUUAUUGGUAUCCAGUAGAUUUACGAGUGUCUGGGAAAGAUCUAAUACAAAAUCAUUUAACAUUCUUCAUUUAUAAUCACACUGCAAUUUGGCCUAAACAGCCUGAAUUAUGGCCGAAAGGUAUCAGAGCAAAUGGUCAUUUGCUUUUAAAUUCAGCAAAGAUGUCUAAAUCAGAGGGCAACUUCUUAACACUUUCUGAAGCCGUAGAAAAGUUCUCUGCAGAUGGUAUGCGACUUUGUCUAGCCGAUUCUGGUGAUUCAGUAGAAGAUGCCAAUUUCGUAGAAAGCAUGGCCGAUGCUGGAAUUCUUAGACUAUAUAAUUUUAUUGAAUGGGUUAAAGAAGUAUUGGCCUUGAAAGAUACCUUUAGACAAGGGAAACCAUCUACAUUUAACGACAAAGUUUUCGAAAGUGAGAUGAACUUGAAAAUACAAGAAACUGGAGAAAGUUAUUCGAAAAUGCUAUACAAAGAAGCACUGAGAACAGGAUUCUUUGAACUGCAAGCAGUAAGAGACAAAUAUCUACAGUUGAGCGCUCUAGAUGGUAUUAAUUGGAUAUUAAUUGUGAGAUUCAUAGAACUUCAAAUUAUUCUCCUAUCCCCAAUUUGUCCGCAUGUAGCAGAGCAUGUGUGGACACUAAUUGGCAAAGAAGGCAACAUAUUAAAUGCUAAAUGGCCUCAAGUAGAAGAAAUAGAUGAAAUUCUUAUAAAAUCAUCACAAUAUCUUAUGGACGCUGCACAUUCGUUUAGGAUUCUUUUAAAAAAUUAUUUGGCGCCGAAGAAAGGACCCAAAGGAAAAGGUGAAUCAUUUAUAGAGAAACCUACUCACGGUACAAUUUGGAUAGCUAAAACAUAUCCUCCUUGGCAAAGUACUAUUUUAACUGCAAUGAAAGAUUUAUACCUUAAAAAUGAUAAUAAACUACCAGAAAAUAAAAUUAUUGCAUCAGAAUUGGGAAAACUACAAGAAUUAAAAAAACAUAUGAAACGAGUAAUGCCAUUUGUACAAGUUAUGAAAGAGAAAAUGCAAUUUCUCGGAUUAAGUGCACUGAAUUUAACAUUAGAUUUUGACGAGUUUAAGGUUCUCCAAGAUAAUAAAAAAUAUCUUGAAAAUACGCUAGAUUUAGAAAACAUUGUAAUAAAAUAUACGGAUGAAGCUCCAGAAAAAACGAAGGAAGAAUGUUGUCCAGGUGCACCUUAUAUGAAUUUUUCUACUAAACAAGGACUAUCAGUAUGUGUUAUAAAUCCACAAAAGUACAGUGGUUUAUUUAGAAUAAACAUUAAAAUAACAGAUGCAGAUACUGUAGAGGAUAUCAUAUCACGAAUAUUAAAAGAAAAUAAAGUAAUAAAAAAUUCAUCGUCAGUUUCUCUAUAUCGCUACGAUGAUCCUCUAUUAGGACCUAGGAGUAAACCUACAGUGGAUGACAUAUUAAAAGGUAAAACUCAAAUUCCAUCCAAUUCUGUAUUUAACGUUGAUAUGGAAAACAAAAAUGUCAAUGUAAAUGUAGGAGGAAGUGUCCAUAACAUAGGUAAUGAAUUGAUUUAUAUUCUCCAAUCUUUGGAGAAUUGAUAUAUAAAUAUUAUGCAUUGCGUAUAACUUAUACAAAUAUUUAUGUAUGACUUUUCAUAAUGAUAAUAAUAUUCUAAAAGUACAUACAGUACU